This is a messenger RNA of Phycodurus eques (leafy seadragon), 6248 nucleotides long. RefSeq names its product fibronectin leucine rich transmembrane protein 1b (gene flrt1b). NCBI's taxonomy places the organism in Eukaryota, Metazoa, Chordata, Actinopteri, Syngnathiformes, Syngnathidae. Gene Ontology annotation, molecular function: protein binding. The transcript has 3 exons. The coding region runs from base 1119 to 3323 and encodes 734 amino acids. The record is from RefSeq and is a predicted model, not a curated record.
AGAAGGAGGAGGCAGCAAAGUGCGCUGAAGGUGACCAAAGUUGCUCCUGAAAGCAUCAGGCUUCGGUUGCGGUCCAGAAGUGUUGCGCGUCGAGGAGCUGCAGAAGUGGGUGUAGAAAUCGGACUUUUGAGGCGCAUACACGCCGCUCUUUUGCGCUAGAGGCUCGAGGGAGGUACACUGCGCCCUUUGACGAUCGGAAGAGGAGGAGAAGGAGGAGGUGGUGGAAGAGGAGGCUGCACUGUGGCGUGCGCGAUGACGAGACGCUGUUUUGGGCUUGCGGGGCAGCCAAGUGGACUACGGCUGUGAAAACACUUCCUCCGAGGCAACAUAAUGACCUGCUGAAUCAAGCAUCAAACAAGUGCACCCUCUGCCCACCCGGAAAAACAAUUCUAUACACCUGUGGUACCCUGGACUGGCUGCCACGGCCCUGAAUAGAGUGGACAACUUUUAACAGCAAGGCAGCAACUGAAAGGAAAGGAGUUCAAAACAAGUAUUUGUGCAAGGCAUCACAUCGAAAAAUAACCUGUACAUGACUGAACUAGUAGAUUUUUUAGGACAAUUAUCUUUGUGUAGCACAUUAAUAAAACCAGAGGGCAACUUGAAGAUUGACGGCUAAUGUGAGCAUCCUGGAUUGCCUUUCACUCCCAUAAAGGAUCCUUGAGCCCAAUACCACCGGUCUUGGGACUGUCUGGCCAAAGUGUCGCCUUUUAGUGUUGGAGGAGAGUUUUCUGAAUUAGGCCUCUGGAAGCUUGGUGAAAAUGACUUGAGUUGGCAGGCCUAACAACCCCCUUACCCACAGCUAGAGUGAGAGAGCCUGGCAGUAAGAAAAUACUGUUCCCAAUGUGGCCCUGAGCCAUGCUGGUGUUGCUACUGGAGCCCUGUAGUAAAAAAUUAUUAUCCCUAUCAUCAUUCGUCCAAGCUGAGAAAGAUCCCACGGCCCCAAGGAACUAGACUAUAUAUCGGAACGGCCCGAGGAAGAAGGUGCAUCAAACCCACUGGGACAUCCGCAGUCGCUCAAACAAGACGACCCAAAACUGCUCUCAAUCAAUUUCUCACCAAGAAACUCACACGUGCAGCAGAAGUGAAAGGCAAAGACUGAGCAGGAGCUGGGCAUCAACAUGGCUACUGAAAGUCUUGCCGAGCUUCGCGAUUGGCUCUUCCUGCUCCUGCUAUGCCUCACCUUCUUGGCUGAGGUGCUGGAACUGGCAGCAGCCGCAAUUGCCUUGGAGACGGGUGAAGGAGAUGGAGGAAUUGUUUGUCCCUCGGUCUGCCGCUGCGAUGAGGGUUUUGUCUACUGCAAUGACCGCGGACUCGGUCUAAUUCCUCCUUUACCGUUGACGGCCGCCAUCCUCUACCUGCAAAGCAACCGACUGAGUAAUGCCGGCCUGCCUCCAUCAUUGGAGCGCAGCACUUCCAUUCGAGUGAUUUACCUGUAUGCCAACCAGUUGGAUGAGUUCCCUGUACACCUUCCACCUUCAUUACGAGAGCUCCAUUUGCAGGAUAAUAACAUACGAACGUUACCACGAUCAUCUCUGGCCAAGUUACCCCUACUGGAGCGUUUACACUUGGAUGAUAAUUCAAUAUCUACAGUUAGCAUCCAGGAGCGUGCUUUUUCUGGGACUCCACGGCUCAGAUUGCUGUUUCUCUCUCGGAACCAUUUGUCCAGCAUCCCUGCAGGCUUGCCUGCAUCCUUGGAGGAGCUGCGAUUAGACGACAAUAGAAUCAACACCAUCCCCACCCAUGCCUUCCGAGGGCUCUCCUCCUUACGACGCUUGGUCCUGGAUGGGAAUCUGCUGGCAAACACACGGAUUGCAGAUGACACCUUUUCCCGCCUCUCCAAUCUGACAGAGUUGUCACUUGUCCGAAAUGCCUUGCAGUCUCCACCAGUCAACCUACCUUCAACUCAUCUUGUUCGGCUCCAUUUACAGGAUAACGGAAUGACUCACAUACCACGAGGUGCUCUGGACGGAAUGCGGCGGCUCCAGAAACUAGACCUAUCGGGAAACAAUUUGACCAGUCUGCCUCGAGGGCUUCUUAAGGAUGCAGAUAGUCUAGAGUUGCUGCUGCUACGAGGAAACCCCUGGUACUGUAGUUGCGGCCUUCGCUGGCUCCAUGCAUGGCUUCAUAGCUGGGGGGCUGCUGUUACAGUCAGGGGUUUGACCUGUCAUGGACCGGAGGCGGUGAAGGGCCAGUCCCUUAAAGACCUUACCUAUCUGAUGGAACAGUGUGAAGGACCACCAGCUGGUCCGGCCACUGUAGUUGUGGGGAAUCCAUCAGAAAAAAAUGGAGAAGGUCAUGAUCGUGUUGGAGGGGAUGGACAAGCUGUGGUCUCAGUUCCCCAUGGCAGCACCACCACUAACUCUUUGCUGGUCCCCACACAAGGUUCCCUCUUUACACUGCGAGCUAAGCGGCCAGGUCUAGUUUUGCCUAUGCCUGCAGGGGGAGCAGGACAUGUAUCCAGAGAGUCCCUGGAGCUGAGUGUAAAAGCUCUCUCUUCGGACAGUGUUCUGGUUAGCUGGUUGUGUCCACAGCCGGCACCCUCUUUCCGCCUAUCAUGGAUGAGGUUAGGUACCAGUGCGGCACUCGGUUCCAUCACAGAGACUCUAGUUCCUGGAGAGAGAAGGCAGUACCAUCUUACCCAACUCACACCGCGCUCGCAUUACCUCAUUUGCCUGCUGCCAUUAGAACAGGAGACCUUUCUCGGCUCCAGCAUGGGGACAGGUCACACUGGCAGCAUUGAAACGAACAAUAAAGAUUCUGCUCCAGCCUGUGCUCAGAUAGAAACUGGAGAGGCUGAAGUGAACUCCAGGGGAGAGGGGUCAGAAAAGGACUCACAAGACUCUGAGCUAUCAGCCUUGCCAUUGGCAGGGAUCAUUGGGGGUGCCACAGCAUUAGUAAGCCUACUGCUCAUCUUUGGGAUUUUUUGCUGGUAUGGACAAAGAACAAGUUACAAGUCGGGGGACUCAAAUUCAUGCAACAGAGGGCGAGGAGGAAAAAAUUAUGAUGACUAUGUAGAGUCGGGUACAAAGAAAGACAAUUCCAUCUUGGAGAUCAGAGCCCCUCCUGCAGGGUUUCAGAUGACAGCCAUGGCUCACCAGCCCCUGCAGCCCAAACUGGAGGAUGUCACCUACAUCCACACCAUUUUCCCCUCUUCUUCUUCUUCUUCGUCUUCCCAUGCAAAUGGGACAUACCGGAGCUGCCAAAGAGUCGGCAGCCUCAAUGGCACCAUCCUUAGCCAAACCAGCCACCAUCAUGUCACUUACGGUACCAACCGUGGCUACAGAGAGGGGGGCAUCCCCGAUAUAGAUUAUGCCUACACGUGAUGACACAGGCCCGCACUCCCUGAGCCUUGAAUGCCUGGCACUAUUUCUAUGAUGACGACCCUUGGCCAAUGGCCAUUUAGUCCUUGGUUUCCAAAGUACCCUUUGUGCCUCAGCUGGUUCAAGUCUGAUAUGUUUGCUAAGUAGAAGUGACUGUUUUCAGCCAUGUUGAUUGGAUAUUGCUAUUUUGUGAUGGAAGUAAUCGUCCUGCUAUACUGUACUCUACUACUGUAAUACACAUUACAGUGGGCCCUUCUUUCAGUGCUAUUUAUAUAUGGUUACAUUUUUCUCUUUUGGCUAUCUCUGUGUCUUUCAAAAAUGCUGUUCUUCAUACACAGUAACUUAUUUGAGGUUGAUAUAUUAGGCUUAGCUGAUGUAAAAGGAUAUAUUUAUAACAAGCAGGAAAGGCAAUUAAUGUGUAUAUAGAUAGCUCCCAUAUCUUCUGACCAACUGUAUGCUCUUUGCUGUGUAGAUGACUGGAUGACAGAGGGAGAAAUUGAUGGGUGUUAUAAUCCACAAAUGACAAUGAAUAGUGGUUGAAAUGAAAAUACUUGUCCUAAGCGCCCCCCUCUUUUCCUCUGGAUUACUUCACCCAAUUUAAUUGUUCCUCCUUCCUGCCUCUUUGUUUUUAGCCGAGGCCCUUUCCUUUCAUUUCUCUCGUCUUUUGUGGUGCCGUGAGUAGAGGACGACUUUGUUCUCGCCAAGGGAGCUGACAGCAGUGAUAACAGUUCUGACAAAGACAUGAGACACGAACCACCACACGGGGAGACUAAUGAGUGGGGGAGAGAGAGCAGGAGGAAAGAGAGUCAGUAUGAUGGAUAGAUAGAUGUUUGAAUGGAGAGAGCAAACAUGAAGUAGAAGAGACAGUGAAAGCUGCUGUUUUGGGAAUGGGAUUGAAAAAAUUGUGCUGGUUUAUCGCAGAGCAGGAGCAGAAGGGGAGCAUAAGAGGAAAAAGUUGGGUUAAAAAGGCUCUGUAACAACGUAGGUGUAGUCCGAACACAGCGAGACAUCUGGAGGAAGGCGACGUACAUCAGUAGCCCAUCCCAUCAAUGUGACCACUGGACUCCACAAAGUCAAGUUCCACAAAUUAUUAUGAAGACUGUGGGUUCUGUUACCAGUGAAAUUCUUAAUCAUCCUCACUAAUUAUAUGAAAGAAACCAACUCAUGCAUCUUGGACUCCUAAUUUAGUAACCCCAUUCAUCCUCGAGAGACUGGUUGAAUGAAAUAACGGAAGCGAAGUUUUAAAAACUCAUCAUUUUCUAGUGGAAAUUGAAACUCCAGUGUUCUAAUUACGCUGCAAAUAUAGACUCAUUAACAAUAUUAAACCAAAGUUUUUAAAAUAAGUAUGAAUUAACUAUUUUUGCAAAAGAGUACGGGAUGGGGAAACACAUAUUCCAUUACAUUGUAAUUUUACUGUAAUAGACCAAUGUCAAAUUAACUCCACCUUUUUUAAUUUAUUUAUAAAUAUAGAUUUAUGGAUCAGAUUAAGUGUUAUAUGGCUAUAGUUAAAGUACACAAAAAUCAAAUUUUGCUCCGUUAAAGUCCACCUGAUAAUUUUCUUAGCAUUCAUAAUUGUACAAAGUAGUAUGAGGGCCACACUGAAAAGAAAAUAUUAUCAAAUUGAAAUUAAAAAUGCAUACAUUUAUCGGAAGAAAGUCACCAAGUUACAGUAAGAAGUUACAAUAUUGCAAGAAAAAAAGUAGUAUUACAAGAAUAAAGUUGAAUAUUUUGGGAGGAGUGGUAGCUAUAUUAUAUGAAUUUGGAAUUAAAGUCAACACACAAAUGUAAACCAAACAGUUUGUGGUCAGCAGCCGCAUUCUCUCAAGAGAGCUGCCUUAUAAUAAUGAGGUAAUAUAAUAAAUAUUGUUAUAUCUGUUAAAAUCCCUUCCAGUUAGAAGGUAUUUCUUUAAUGAUGACUUGAAUGAUGGCAUAUUCUCAGAGUAUUGAGAGUGAAUUCUUUUCUGUGUGGUCCUAGAACUCCUUUGUUCAAUGGUAAAUUUGAAAAGGUUCAACAAAUGCAUAUAUUCUGCUGCAUGUGUCCACACAAUAAUUAAAAGGCAUUACAAUACUUGUUUGGAAUAAAAUAUAGUAUAAAUAAAGCUGAAACAAUUGGUGAUCCUUGUUGAAUUAGCAGAUAUUUCAGUUGCCACCUUGUGUGAGAUGGACUAGUUGGAACGAUGCAGUUGACCCAGCGCCUGUCGUCCAGUUUCAGUAGCCCUCAUGCACUAAAGACACACAAGGGGAUGUUUUGUGAACAGGGACAACAGCCUGACCGCCACACUGUGCCCUUCAACAUACACAGCAACACAGCAGGGAGGGCGGCAGCUGCUUUCCAAAAGACCCCCCGGUAACUUCUAGGGGAGGAGGAACAGCCGAGCAGCGAUAAUGGCAGAGCAACUGUGUUGUUUUAAUUUUAUUCUUUAAUGUCUGCAUUUGUUUUGAGGUUUCUGUUUUGUAGCUCUGAGGCUACCUUUCACUCUGUAGAAAUCCUUAUUCCUUGAAAAAAUUAAUGUCACCCUCAGAUGUCAAGAUGAGAACGCUAUUAUGUUUAAAAUGUUAUUGGUCUGUUGUCUUUUUUUCUACAUGAAUGAAUAAAGACUGACUAAAGGGAGAGGCAAUUGUAAGAGUUGUCUUUGUGUGGAUAUGACAUACGUGUGUGGGAGAAGAGUCAUUAAAACAAAAAGAAAGCCCAAUUUAUCACUUGGAUGCCUAAAAAAAAAAAUAUUGAAAGCCAAGAUUAUUCGUAUGAUUUGUGCUGAGACGAAGACAACCUCAUUAAAUGACACACACUGGAUGAAUACAUAAGCAGAGACAUGCGGCCAAUCAAAUUGGAAGAAAACUGCAAAAGAAUAUUAGCAGACAUAUCCAUCUUAAUGCUGAAAUAUUUGCGUGCCAAACCACACCAGAAAGUUGCAAGUGUGCAUUUGU